AUGGAUUGUGUUGUGGUUUCAGACGACGAAAAUGAUGUAUUCGAUGACCUUGAACUCACCACUGCUGCCGAGCAAUUCGAACAAGGACGAAAUUAUUCAAUUAAUAAAACUAAUGAAGAUAAUGAAAUCGAUGCUAUUGAUUUAGAAAUAUUAGAAAUCGAUGAAGAAAUUGUUCGUCUUCGUCAAAAACGUUCGCAAUUAAUUGAACAAAAACAAAAAUUAAAAGAUUCAAUUAAAAUAAAUCAUCAAUCAACAUUAAAUACUAAUUUAAUUGAUCAAUGGCAACGAACAGAUUUUUCAUGGAGUUCAAAGGUUGAAAAAACUCGAACAGAAAUUUUCAAAAUAAAUUCAUUUCGACAAUGGCAACUUGAAACAAUCAAUGUUACACUAUCUAACUAUGAUUGUAUUUUAAUUAUGCCAACUGGUGGUGGUAAAUCAUUAUGUUAUCAAUUACCAGCAAUUGUAUCCGAUGGUAUAACAAUUGUUGUUUCACCGUUAUUAUCACUUGUUGAAGAUCAAGUAUAUGCAUUAAAAAAUUUAAAUAUCGAUGCACGUGCAUUAAAUUCAGCAACACCACGUGAUGAACAAACAGAUAUUAUGCGUAUACUUGAUGGUAAAGAUACAAUAGAAUCAACAUUAAAAAUUCUUUACUUAACACCAGAAAAAAUUGCAAAAAGUAAAACAAUAAUGGUGAAAUUACAGAAACUCUAUGAAACAAAUAGAUUUACAAGAUUAAUUGUUGAUGAAGUUCAUUGUGUUUCACAAUUUGGACAUGAUUUUCGACCAGAUUAUAAAUAUUUAUCAAUAUUUAAAAGACAAUUUCCAAAACUAUCUAUAUUAGGUUUAACAGCAACCGCAACAAUAAAAGUUAUUAAUGAUGUUAAACAAAUUCUUAAAAUUCCGAAUUGUAUUUUAUUUCGAGCACCAUUUAAUCGAAAAAAUCUUUUUUAUGAAGUCUUACAUAAAUCUGAUGUUGGAAAAGAUGCUUUUCAUGAACUUGUAAAUUGUAUUCAACAUCGAUUUGAUCAACAAUCAGGUAUUGUUUAUUGUUUAUCACAAAAAGAUGCCGAAGAGGUAUGUAGAGAAUUACAAAGACACUGCAUCAAAGCUGGUUGUUAUCAUGCUGGUCUUUCAGCUCUUUCUCGUACUCAAGUUCAUUCUAAAUGGCUUCGAAAUCAACUUCAUGUUAUCUGUGCAACAAUUGCUUUUGGAAUGGGUAUUGAUAAACCGGAUGUACGUUUUGUCAUACAUCAUUCAUUAAGUAAAUCUAUUGAAAACUUUUAUCAAGAAAGUGGUCGAGCUGGACGUGAUGAUAAACAAUCAUAUUGUAUUCUUUUCUUUCGAUUUGGUGAUGUAUUUCGUUUAGCACCAAUGGCAUUUUCCGAUAAAUCUGGUAAUGGUCUUAAAAAUCUUUAUUCAAUGAUCUCAUAUUGUUUAAAUGAAUCACUAUGUCGUCGAAAAUUAAUUGCAAAAUAUUUUGAUGAAGUAUGGCAAUCACAUGAUUGUAAUCAUAUGUGUGAUAUAUGUACUCGACCACCGACAUACAUAAGCAAAAGAAAUUGUCGUGAAGAAGCAUUAAUUAUAAUUGAUUAUUUACAAAAUCAUGACAAACAACGUAUAACACCAUUGAAAUUAGUUGAACAAUUAACAAUAAAAACAAUGAUUAAAAUCGAUAUUCAAAGACUUAUUCUUCAAUUAAUUAUAGAUGAAUAUUUAAAAGAAGAUUUUCAUUUUACAUCUUAUACAACAGUGUGUUAUGUUAUACCAGGAUUAAAAGCAAAAUAUGUUCAUAAUGAAAAUUGUGAAAUUAUAUUAGAUAUGAUUGAAAGUACGAAAAAACGAUCAUCGAAUACAAAUAAAAUUGAAGAAAAACAAAUUGUUAAAAAAACAACGAUGAUAUCAGCACUACCCGAAAUUCGACCUAAAUUAAAAUGGGCUACCAAUAUAGAUCUGAAAGUUAAAUUCGAUCUUUCAAAAAAACGAACCUUAGAAUAUGAUGGGGAUGAUGAUAUUCAUAAUGAAGACCAAAGCGAAAAUACUCCAUCAUUAAAACGACGAUCGCCGGCUAUAAGUCAAACGGAUGAAAUAAUAACACCAAGUCAUCCAUCAGUAAUUGAUGAUGAAGAACUUGAUUUUUUGUAA
Molecule: messenger RNA, 2142 nt
Organism: Adineta steineri
Lineage: Eukaryota; Metazoa; Rotifera; Eurotatoria; Adinetida; Adinetidae
Source: the annotation of a GenBank genome assembly